This is a messenger RNA of Maylandia zebra (zebra mbuna), 2932 nucleotides long. RefSeq names its product PHD finger protein 23b (gene phf23b). The record is from RefSeq and is a predicted model, not a curated record. Lineage: Eukaryota; Metazoa; Chordata; Actinopteri; Cichliformes; Cichlidae. Gene Ontology annotation, cellular component: nucleus. Gene Ontology annotation, biological process: negative regulation of autophagosome assembly; negative regulation of autophagosome maturation; positive regulation of protein ubiquitination.
UCGCUGGCAGCCUCAAGAGGCUUCUGCCGCGCACGAAGAGGACCGUGCGGAAUAAAAAGCCCCAACUUCGGUCGUUUUGUAUGUCUACGACGAAGAAACGAAAAACUUCAUCGAGGGAAGUUUCCGUCAUGGAUCUGCAGUGAUUCGCAGCGUUAAUUAAAUGAAAGUUUACACUUCUGUUGUGGUUAGAUUAGUGCACUGACGAAGAGUGGGAGAUUUGUGAACAAGCGACGGUGGUAUUAGUAUUUUGUCGGGCUAAUAGUGUGGCGACAGGUCGGUGGUGGUUUGCCCCCCGUUUGGGAUUCCCCCUAGAGGGAAUACAAGGACGACUUCGACAAAGUGUGGAGUUUCUUUGAACGACAGCAUCUUCGAUCCUCCACACACUUGGCUUUCUGCUGCCAAAGUUUCCCGGUGCUAAGGUGCAGCCACGCCGGGAGAAGGCGCAGAGCGACGGCCGCCACUCUCCGGCUAGCUCGCCUGCUGUUUCUGCUUCUCGGAUCGAGGCCGUGUCGGCGAGGCGACAAUGCUUGACAUAAUGUCUGAACACCAAGAUUCACUGUUAACGUGUAAAACGGAACCUCUGCCCCCAGAGAAGAAGAAGAGGACUGUUGAAGACUUCAACAAGUUCUGCAGCUUUGUCCUGGCUUAUGCCGGUUACAUCCCCAGUCCAAAAGAGGAAAGCUCGUGGUCCCCAACAUCAUCCAGCUCUGCACACAGUUCGGGGUUGUCAGCAGAUGGUGGAGGUGGAGGGAGCAGCUCCAAUGGCAAUGCCUGGGCAGAUGGGGGCUCCGACAUCCACACCAUCCAUACAUUUGUCCGCAAAGCUCGAGCAAAUAAGGGCAAAAGUAUUCGGCGCAUGCACUCUGACAGCACCCUGCUGGAUAAGAUGCAGCUUAAAGACUCUCUUUAUGAGACCCAGGCCAGCACUAAGGGAGAGCGCAAGAAGGACAAAAAACUGAAAAAGCUAUCACUGGAUUCUGCCAUGGGAGCAGCAGAUAGUGGCAGCAGCGAGGGUGAGAAAAGAGCCCGCAUCAAACGCAGCAAGAACUCAAAACAGCCCAAAGCUAAGAAGCUCAAGAGUUCAGCUCCUCAAAGCGAGACUGACUCCGAGGCACGGAAUACGCACUCCGAGGUACGAGCUGGCAGGGAGGAGCUGCCGGGGCACGGGGGCUCCUCUUCGAGCAUGCAGAGCAUGGGGAAGGUGCAGCCAGACGAAUCCAUCAGGGAAGCAGAAAUGAGCUCCAGUGAGGGUGAGACAUGGAUCGCUGAUGAAGACAUUAUGGUGGAAUCGGGGGAUGAUUCAUGGGACUUGAUCACCUGUUACUGCGGGAAGCCAUUCGCGGGACGGCCGAUGAUCGAGUGCAACCAGUGCGGCAUAUGGGUGCACUUGUCAUGCGCAAAGAUCAAGAAGUCAAACGUUCCCGACAUCUUUUACUGCCACAAGUGCAGGGACUUGAGGCGGUCGGGACACAAAAAAGACACUUAAAGCUGAGCAGGACUGGAGAGGAAAAGGAGCGUUUGAUCUGUUUUUGCUGUCGUCUGACACUUAACUUUCUUUGAUGCCUACAGCCAAAACAGCCUAAACUAUCACCUGGAGGGCAACUGUAAAGUCGGUUUGUUGGAUUUCUUUCGACAAUCACAACCAUUCUUAUUUAUCCCUCACGUCUAGUUUUCGUUCCCCCUUUUGCUACUGUGAAGAACUGGGAAAAAAAAGGCAAUAUUGACAGUUCUUAAUUGACGUCAGCAUUGAUUGGCUUUAGUAUUACAGUUCUGGUGAUGUGCAUAUACUUUUUUUUUUUUUCUCUCUCAAUAGUUCUCAUAUUGACUGAAGGUCCACUUUUGACUUGUAAAUUAUUUCUUGCGCAUAUUGACAAAUUAGUGAAAACCUUCUCCUUUGGUCUCCGGAGUACCACCCUGAGCUUGGUCCAAUCAUUCCCAACCUUAAAUCAAUACAACACAUGCAGAGUUGGGGAGAGGGAAGCCCAGCUUACAUUGUCAGUUAAGAGGUGGAUAAUGUCACUCCUGUUAUUACUUUAUACGCACGUCAUAAUGCUAGACGGGCAGUUCGUUUUGGUUUUGAUCGUACUCUGGUAGUUUGUGUUCAGCUUUUUCUUGGGUUGUCUUUAAGCCUCCUGAAAUAAGAAGUUUCAAUUCAUUGACUCGGAUAAGAUUUAUCACUUUGCAUCUUCAUAUGCAUCUAGUUGUACUCAAACUAUCCUUUCAGCAGUGCACUUUUAAAACCUAAAUACACCCCCGCUUUUUUUUUUUUUUUUUUUUUUUGAAAACCGGACUUGGUCAUGUGCAUUCAUGACAGCGUGCUUAGUAUUUCUCACAGUCCGGCUUAUUAAUCAGUUAGCCAUUAACCGUGAGUCAGUUUUUACUUAUGUGUUUGUUUUUUGUAUUUAAAUCAUCUGAUAUCGGGGCGGGGGGAACGUUGCUGUAAGACGACUGGUUUGUUGCCGUGCUUUACGAUGUCAAAGUAGCUCUGAGGCGCGUUUAUGAAUGGUUGUUUAAAAAAAAUAUAUAUAUAUAUAUAUGUAUUUUUUAUUUCUAGGCUUUCUGAGGAAGGGGGUGAUUAGAGAUGCACCCCGCAUCAGAAAAAGGACAUAUGAUUGUCUCACAUCGAGAACAAAGUUGUAGUGUACAGAAAACAAGUUGAGGCUGUCUAGGUUGUCAUUUUGUUUAUGUUGUUUGGUUUUACCAUGUGCGUUUUUUCUUUUGUUCGUGGGAGAGUCAUCGUAAGUCUCCAGUAGCAGUUGCAUUCUCCGUACAACUUAAAAUUCUGUGUACAUAUCCUGUUCUUUGACAACUGUACAUAUGUGAAAGUGAAGAGAGAAUACUCAAGCAAAUUCUAUAUUUUCUGCAGUCUGAUAUUGUUUUGGUUUUUUUUCCUUUAAUUGUAGCUUGAAAAAUAAAAGUCUUUGGGAACAUG